Messenger RNA from Chlorocebus sabaeus (green monkey), 1307 nucleotides. It is a transcript of the gene CMSS1, whose product is annotated as cms1 ribosomal small subunit homolog. Gene Ontology annotation, cellular component: nucleus; 90S preribosome. The record is from RefSeq and is a predicted model, not a curated record. Lineage: Eukaryota; Metazoa; Chordata; Mammalia; Primates; Cercopithecidae.
GAGAGAUUUAUUUUGCGUUUCCAAACUGCUUCUGCCUGUCGGCGCCUGUGUGGAAACUGCGACGAGUCUGGAAGUAGCUGCCGGAGAGGCGGGGCGGAGGUGUGACGUCAUCGCCGCGGGGCGGAGGCGACAGUGUCUAGCCGGGGCUCCGCGUGUAGCUACGCGGACAGAACUGGCUUUGAGACCGCGUGAUUGUCCGCAGCUGGCCGCCUCCCCGUGGUGUUCAGCCCACGUCGAGUCCUGAGCUGAGAUGGCAGACGAUCUCGGAGACGAGUGGUGGGAGAACCAGCCAACUGGAGCAGACAGCAGCCCAGAAGCAUCAGAUGGUGAAGGAGGAGGAGACACAGAAGUAAUGCAGCAGGAGACAGUUCCAGUUCCUGUACCCUCAGAGGAAACCAAACAGCCUAAAGAAUGUUUUUUGAUACAACCAAAGGAAAGAAAAGAGAAUACCACCAAGACCAGGAAGAGGAGAAAGAAGAAAAUUACUGAUGUUCUUGCAAAAUCAGAACCAAAACCAGGGUUACCUGAAGACCUACAGAAGCUGAUGAAGGACUAUUAUAGCAGCAGACGCUCGGUGAUUGAAUUAGAAGAACUGAACCUGCCAGACUCCUGUUUCCUCAAGGCCAAUGAUUUGACUCACAGUCUUUCCUCAUACCUAAAAGAAAUUUGUCCUAAGUGGGUAAAACUUAGGAAAAACCACAGUGAGAAGAAAUCGGUCCUGAUGCUGAUCGUCUGCAGCUCAGCCAUCCGAGCCCUGGAGCUCAUUAGGUCGAUGACAGCAUUCAGAGGAGACAGCAAAGUUAUAAAAUUAUUUGCAAAGCACAUAAAGGUCCAGGAGCAGGUAAAGUUGCUGGAGAAGCGUGUGGUGCACCUGGGUGUAGGAACUCCAGGGAGAAUUAAAGAACUUGUUAAACAAGGUGGCUUUAAUUUGAACCCCUUAAAAUUUCUGGUUUUUGACUGGAACUGGCGAGAUCAGAAGUUGAGGAGAAUGAUGGACAUUCCCGAGAUAAGAAAGGAGGUAUUCGAACUUCUGGAAAUGGGAGUGCUCAGUCUGUGCAAGUCAGAAUCUUUGAAACUGGGCCUUUUCUAAGUCUGUGUCUUAAUGAAGAUUCCAGUCUUCACAGUAGAAGUUGCAUCUUAUUUAAUGACUCUGAUAUAUUGCAAGCACUCAGUAAAUAUCAGCAAAUAGUUUAUGUUAACUGUGUCAGCAGAUAGAUCGCUGGAAUGUGGGGAUUCUGAAACAGGAAUGAAUCUGUCCUUUUGACAACUCUCUUAUAUAAUAAAGUAUCACCGGCUUGUGUGUGAUC